UUACGUCUGUCAAUAUUCUUGUAUUCCAGGCACUGUUCUAUUGAUCCAAUCUACAUGUGAUCCAGAGUGUGGCCAUGGAAUUUGUCGUGUCAAAAAUGGUUACAGCUGCUAUUGUAAUGCUGGAUGGUCAGCAGUGUCGAAGACGGUACACACUUGCAGUGCAGGUCGCCACAAAGUGAUCUGUCUCCCCGACAGGAUGAUCGUUAACCUGAACCCAUACGCGCAUGCAGGGAUGUAUGCGUGGGACACACCUAAAUGUUAUUUUGAUCUCGAUUAUAACCAAAUGGUUCCAGAUCGAACUGAAUUUGUUGGCGGACGUGCAAAAGAUAUCCCCCAUUCUGGGGAUUCCAAGUGUGAUAGGAUCGCUCCAGUCAAGGAGACGAUUGACAAUACGGAAUACAUAGUGUACAAGCGUGACUUUGUUAUUCAACAUAACGAAGACUUCACCAGUUCACUUGACGAGAUCGUCACAGCCCUGUGUUACUUUGACGCUUCAGGCAUUUCAGUCACCUCCGACAUACGCACUGUCAAUCUGGCCAAGGUUAAUCUGGGAAGCACGAGCAUAAAGGAAGAGUUUUCGCCAGUUACACUUUCUCUUCAAGUCGAUGACGCUAUACCUGGCAACAGCGUUAAUGUCGGACAAAAACUGUCCUUCACCUUAACCGUAGGGUCAGAAUUCGGAAAAUUACUUUUGAAAGAAGUCAAAUUCGAUAACGGCGAACCAGAAGCGGACGCAACGUACCAAAGUUUCAAACUUCUGGAAAAUGAAUGCAGAAGUAAAGCCAAGGGAAAGGAUGUUUGGAUAGCUCUCCCAACUCACCCAGAUGACGACAACCGUGUCGUGUUGUUUGAGAUCAAGGCGUUUGUGUUCACCAAGGCUACUAAUCUGAAAACAAUUUUCACCCCGAAAGUCUGUGUUACAAGUGAUAGCACCUGUGAUGACAUUGACUGUUCUGAUCAGCAAUCAAUUGGGAGAAGAAAGCGAUCGACCGGUGACGUCACCAACAACACUUACGUCAUUGACGAAACGGUCACAGUUGUCUUCCCUGGAAGAAAGGGCGUGUCGGUGGCAAAGACUGGAGAACGCCGCCAAGAAGAGGGAUGUGAAACCAGUUCAGCCAUGAUAGGUACCGUGGCAGCUUUAGCAGGAGUUAUAUUCCUUUUGGUCGUUCUUCUGCUCGUCCUCGUAGCGCGGUCAUUCAGGAGAAAUAACCGCAACUCACGAGCUGACAAGAGGGAAGGAGUUAUCUCUCCUUACUUCACUAAAGACACACAGUGAACUGUCAAAUAAAAAACCGCAGCACAAACGUUGGCAUAUGUAAUCGUUUAAAUGUUCUAUAUGUGUAUAAUACUUAGCACACACAUACAGAUUAAAGGGACAUACACUAGAUUUUAAACGUUAAGGUAUAUGUUUUGCUAUUAGAGUCGGGGUUUUUUUGUAACUGAAAUCGUAUUUUCUUAGAUUUUAUUGUUUAGAUUAUCAAUUUCCGCACAUUCGAAGUAUUUUUGGUCAUCAUGAUGUUUUUAAUAUAAGAAAAUCCAUUUCUCAUAUUUU
Molecule: messenger RNA, 1555 nt
Organism: Gigantopelta aegis
Lineage: Eukaryota; Metazoa; Mollusca; Gastropoda; Neomphalida; Peltospiridae
Exons: 9
Coding region: 197-1279 (360 amino acids)
Source: RefSeq, a predicted model, not a curated record